Molecule: messenger RNA, 1408 nt
Organism: Triplophysa rosa
Lineage: Eukaryota; Metazoa; Chordata; Actinopteri; Cypriniformes; Nemacheilidae
Product: protein lifeguard 3
Exons: 12
Coding region: 133-1083 (316 amino acids)
Biological process (GO): negative regulation of apoptotic signaling pathway
Cellular component (GO): endoplasmic reticulum; membrane; Golgi apparatus
Source: RefSeq, a predicted model, not a curated record
GGCCAAUCAGACUGCACGUCACUGCACCCAUCUGAUGUGUUAUUCAUGGUGUUAUCUACCUAGACAACAUCGAGAAGUUAUUCGGCACUUUAAUUCCGUAUUUUCAAGAGACAGCUAAAGUGGACCAUUACAAUGUUAAAGGCAGAUCUCCCUCCAAGUUAUGAAGAGUCCAGGCAGCAGUCAAAUGGCCAACAGCAACACGGAAACUACCCACACCCUCCCUAUGGAUAUCCAGCCCAGCCAGGGGUGUACACGGGCCCGGGACAGCCUGGCAUACACCCUCAGGCUGGGCUGUGGCAAGGUCCAGGAUAUUCCUCGUCAGCAAUGCCAACUGCCAUGCCCUCUUUCAUAACACCAGGAAUGUUUUCAUCCAACCCCAGAGAUGCCGAGGAUGUCUCAUCAGUUGGCGUAUGGGACAGUAUGAGGGUUCGACAUGCAUUUAUCAGAAAGGUUUAUCUUAUUUUAGCUGCUCAACUUUUUGUCACUGCUUCAAUCAUUGCAGUGUUUGUAUUUGUUGAACCUGUGCGUCUUUUUGUGAUCCAAAAUCCUGCCAUUUAUUGGGCGUCAUUCCCUGUGUAUCUUAUUACUUAUCUUGUGCUGGUUUGCUGUGAAGGACCAAGGAGACGUCACCCAUGGAAUUUAAUACUCCUCCUUGUUUUUACCCUUGCCUUAUCCUACAUGGCAGGAACAAUAUCAAGUUUCUUUGACACCAAAGCAGUGGUCCUGGCUCUUGGGAUAACAGCAAUAGUGUGUGUAGUCGUCACAAUCUUCAGUUUUCAGACGAAGGUGGAUUUUACCUCCUGUACCGGUCUGCUUUGUGCCCUAUGUGUGGUUCUCCUGGUGACUGGCAUUAUAACAUCCAUUGUACUUUGCUUUAAAUAUGUACCUUGGCUACACAUGCUGUAUGGUGCUUGCGGGGCAAUAGUAUUCACCUUGUUUUUGGCUUAUCACACUCAGCUGCUCGUUGGAAACCGAGCACACACCAUCAGCCCUGAGGAAUAUGUAUUUGGAGCUCUUUCCCUCUACGUUGACAUCGUCCAGAUCUUUAUCUUUCUCCUUUCCGUCACAGGAAGUUCAGAGUAAACGCUAGAGGGUUUUUAUUUUUUAGAAAAUUGUAUCUUUCAUUGAGCUUUUUUGAUCUUUUCCUUCAUAAUUUCUUUAAAAUGGUGUUCAUAUCCAGUUACAUUGAUGUCUGUUAUUAGAAUGUUUUGAGUUGUGUUGUUUUUAAGUUGCAUGUUAAAAUUGAUUGUCACUUUAUUAAUUUGCCUUUUAUUUAAAAUGCACUUUAUUUUUCACCUGAUAAUUUGUGAUGAUGAAACUAAUAUAAAAGUGUUUACUAAGACACCUGUGAUUUUGUAAUGUAGCUAUUGUUGUUGUUAUUUACCUAACAGGAAAUAAAAUAGAACAA